Molecule: messenger RNA, 8962 nt
Organism: Mesocricetus auratus (golden hamster)
Lineage: Eukaryota; Metazoa; Chordata; Mammalia; Rodentia; Cricetidae
Gene: Ankrd33b
Product: ankyrin repeat domain 33B
Exons: 4
Coding region: 477-1937 (486 amino acids)
Molecular function (GO): protein binding
Source: RefSeq, a predicted model, not a curated record
GGACCCGAUCAACACCGGGGUCCCCAGGGAGCGGCCCUGGGAGGGGCGGGGCGCCCGCUGUCCCUCACGUUGGCUUUCAGUCUCUCGAGUUUCAGCUUCGGGUUCUCCGGCGCGUGCCUUUCCUUGCUGCGGGACAAAGCGACCGGGUGGCAGAGGCGGGGUCAGGAGAGGGACCCCCCGCUGAGCUCCUGACUCCAGCUGGGAAGGCGUCCCGCCCACUGCCCAGAUACCACCCCUCCCCGCAGCGCAGGGAAAGCCCCCGCGGCUCCUCCCACCCCAGGGGCUUUUCUCCAGUCGCCAGUGACUUUGCUUCGGGAGCGCAGCCGCCUGGCGCCGCUUUCCGCCGGGUCGGAACGCGCGGGGCCCCUGGCUUUUCUGCGAACGCUAGGCGCCAGAAUCGGUGACUUCGGGGCGAGUCCCGAGUCCGGGUCCCCUAACCCGAACCCCAGCCCCCGGCCCGCGCCUAGGCCUCCAGCAUGGUGCUGCUGGCUGGGCCCGGGCCGGAGGGCGGCGGGACACGCUGCUUGUCGUCUCCGCAGUCGCCGACGCCACCCCGGGACGCGCAGACAGGGGACGACCCAGGGGACUACGAGGAAUACGAGGACUUCUCGAGUCUGCCUGACUCCCGCAGCAUAGCAUCAGACGAUUCCUUCUAUCCUCCCGGAGGGGAGGAGGAGUGCGGCGCGGCGAGUGCGGAGUGCGUCCCGGAGGGCGUCCCCGAGGCGGCGACCCUCCUGCGUGCUGCCUGCAUCAACGACGUGGGGCUGCUGCGGGCGCUAGUGCAGCGCGGGCUGAGUUCCGAGGAGGUACAAGAGACUGACCGCAACGGCCGGACUGGCCUCAUUGUUGCCUGCUACCACGGCUUUGUGGAUACUGUGGUGGCAUUAGCAGAGUGCCCCCACGUUGAUGUCAACUGGCAGGACAGCGAAGGGAACACGGCCCUCAUCACUGCUGCGCAGGCAGGGCAUGCCACCAUCACCAACUACUUGCUCAAUUAUUUCCCUGGCCUGGACCUAGAAAGGAGGAACAUCUUCGGCUUCACUGCCCUCAUGAAAGCUGCCAUGCAGGGUAGAACGGAAUGUGUGCGAGCUCUGAUGCUGGCAGGGGCAGAUGUUCAAGCGAGGGAUCCCCACCGUGGGAUGUCACCACAGGAGUGGGCUGCAUAUACUGGCCGAGUGGAGGCUGUUCGUGUCAUGCAGAGGCUGAUGGAGCGACCCUGCCCAGAACAGUUUGGGGAAAAGUACAAGCUGGAAUUGCCGCUUUCGGCUGAGAUGCUCUUGAAACCGGCAGGCUCCAAAAACUGCUUUCAGAGAUUCACCGAGUUCCUGCGGACCACUCUGACCUCCCGCUCAGGCCAGAGCCUGGAGGAUGGAGGUGUCCUUGAUCACAUGGUUACCAUGACCACAAGCCUCUAUAGCCCUGCUGUUGCUGUUGUCUGCCAGACUGUGUGCCCGGAGAACCCUCCCUGUGUGGGGAAACGACGCCUAGCAGUGCAGGAAAUCCUAGCAGCUAGGAGGAACCGGGACACCGAUGCUCAGGAUAGCAACAAGGUAGAGGGCUCUGAGACGCAAUUCCAGACUUUGGAGACCCCCAGAGCCAGCCCCUGGUCGUCCCAGUCCUCUGGGGCACCAGGAUCCACCCCUGCCCCUGUCUCUCGGAAGGCCAGCCUCCUACCCUUGCAGUUGCUGCGGAGGAGCAGCGUGCGGCCAGGCGUGGUGGUCCCCAGAGUGCGCAUCAGUAAGGCCCCUGCGCCCACCUUCCAGCCCGAGCGCGCAGCUCCCAAGAGCAACACCAAGGACAGCAUAUACCUGCAGAUCCCCAAGUGGCGGUACAAGGAGGCCAAGGAGGAGAAGAGGAAGGCGGAGGAGGCAGAAAAGAAACGCCAGGCAGAGGUUCAGAAGGAAAAGCGGGCGUCGCGCUGGAGGAAAAGGACGUGAAGGGGCUGUGAUGCCCAACACGUGUGUGCCUGGUGUGGGGAGCCAGUGCAGGGAUCCAGUUGGGAGGCUGCGGGUGGUGUAGACAGCACCACAGAGAGGGGUGCCCCUUUCUGCCAUGGGGUGCAUCCUGCAUCACACAGCCUCUGGGCCGUUCUCCUUUCCUAGACCCAGGAAGGGGAGGGCACAUUGCUCCCAAGGCAGAAUUGAAAAGAGUACGGAUGGUUUCGCUUAAGACUAGUUCCCUGUGCAAUCUAUAUACCGAAAGGGCAGUUUACCUAGAAGUCACCCCUUAGAGGACCCCAACUAAGAAUUAAAAAAACUAAUUUAUCAAAGGGCAUUUUCACAUACUUUUGUAUUUUGUUAUUUAUGAAAAAUUGCAGCAUUUUACAAGUGACAGGCUCUUUGUAAUUAAGGCAGUUUUAAUACUUGUGUUUGGAGACCCUUUGUUUAAAAUGCUGUCUCUAGCAAUAAAUACUUGUAAUGACUGUGAAUUACACGGAACUUGUGGAAUUCUCCCCAUUUGCCAUUUGGUUCUGGCUUUGGCCUUCUUGUGUCCCAUGGACAUACCUGCUCACUGGCUUUUCCUAUUAACUUGAGUGAUGCCAAAUUCCUGUUUCUACUUGAUGAAGGCACUGACUUCUAUUCAAAGUGAUCAAGUGAGAUGAAGUCUUACUUCCUUUGUUUCAAUUUUUUAAACUCUUUUGUUCCUGUCAUCAUCAUCAUCUUCUUCAUCUUCAUCACUCAUAACAUUGAAAGUGAUUAUGGCAUAUUGUAGAAUUUAAAGCAAGGGGCUUGUGCUAUUUGAGGAAAACAAUUAUUUAAUGUGGGAAGAUUUAACAAGUGAGUAAUAGAAACAAAGUCGUGAGUGCUCAGACAAGUGAAUGUGGAUACCCUUAAAAGAUGUCAAAGAUGCAGCGGGUAGGGAUGCUGCAGACUUUGAAGGGCAGACGGGUGACUUUUCAAGCAGGUGGUACGCCUGGAUACUGAGCAGUUUCGGAAGGUUUUCUUGGGGUGGACUGCACUCUUGUGGUGGUCCUGUCCUCCAAAGAGUCCCUUCUGUGUUUUGACUGACGGUUCCACUUUGAUGGGCCCCAGUGUUUGGUUUAUUCCCCCACCAACUUUGUAGACCUUCCAAUGUGUGGGACUUUGGUAGGAAUGGGAUUUGUCUUGAAAGUUUUGCCUGUAUAUCUUUCUUUCUUUUAUCUCCAAAGCACUGAAAAAAUCCCAACUGGGUCUUGAGUAUCUGCUACACAUGCACUUUAUUUGAACAUUUAAUAUAAUAUUUGGAAGCUAUAGAUUCAGAAUACUACAGACUUGGAAGCCCUUCGCUGAGGUCUAUCUCACACUGUGGGCAGGGUGGGGUGGGGGAGACUGGCUUAUUCUUAUUCCUUCCUAUUUGGUACCAUUAGGCAUUGAACAAUAGGAGUUCUCCCUAACCUUUCCCAAAACUCCAUAAAAUAGUAGUGUAGGUUGCUCCCAGGUGAUGUCACCAUUCAGUGUUCAAAAAUCACAUUUUAGUAAGUUUCUAAGGUACCAAGCUGAAUGGGGGGAGGCGUCUGGACCCUCCUAUACAACUAUUGAUCUUAUUUGGCUGGGUUCAUCCUUGUGACCUAGGACUUGAUUGACUACAUCUCCUUGGGGGCUGUGAGGACUGCAACCAACCUCAGUGAUCUUUUGGGACCAUCUUUUCUGACUCUGUUGGCACUGUGGAUCUUCCCGACAUGAAUAUGUAAUAAUCACCCAGCUCAUCACAGACCCUGCCGCUGUUAGCUACACUGCUUACAAUCCACUUUCCUCGUGCUGGUUGUCCACAGAUACAACACAGUUUUAACCCACUUCCCUGCCACAGAGGGGAAUUGUACCCCAGUGCUGCGGGGAGCACCAAGGCAACCACUGCUGUAGAACUGGGACUGUGGCUUCUCAGCAGAGACUGUAGGAAGCCCCACUUCUUUCAGGGGGCUUUUCCUGGAUUAUCCAGCUUAAGCUCCCAUAACAGGCUCCAUUUCUGCAGGUUGUCUGGUUUCAGGCAGCUCCGACAUGGAAUGACUUAGUGUCUGGUAUUUGUGCACUGGCAAGUCGCCCAUCCUGUUUACACUGUGUUAGGGUCACAUUAGCAAUGGUACAUAACCCUCUGAAGCCUGGGUCCCUGCUGCUGACCAAUCAGAGAUGCCCAUUUUUGGUCCCUCCCAUCCACUUACCUUUUCAUGAUUCAUUUUCAGACCCAUCCCACACAAGCAUGGACUGUGCUUGGUGUUGCAGUAAGGAGUCAGAGGCUGCUUUUGCUUCCCAAGCGUUUGGAAGAGGAACUCCCCCCUUAAAUGUGCCAGCCCUGACCAGGCAUCGGAUGAUGUCACUCCUCUUAGCUCUAAGAAGCUUUGGCAACAUGUGUUAUUUUAAAAGGCUUCUAAACCCUCAAUCCUGGGUCAGUCCAGGGACUUUUUUUUUCAGAUCUUGAUGUGAAUUUUUUUUUUUGUCCAUUUUUUUUGAGACAGUGUUUCUCUGUAUUGCUUUGGAGCCUGUCCUGGAACUUACUCUGUAGACCAGGCUGGUCUCGAACUUACAGAGAUCCUCCUGCGCCUGCCUCCCGAGUGCUGGGAUUAAAGGUGUGCACCACCAACACCUGUUGUUGUGAACUCUUUCCUUGUUCUGUGGAACUGCCUUUGUCUGAUGAGCCUUGCACUAAGAAGGUCGAGGUCAAUGAGAGACGUGUGGAAGUCUGGGGAAGCCCCUCUUCCUGGUGAGCUUUAGUUUGUUUACCAGGGAGAAAAACUGAGUUGUGAAACUCAGGGGACCCAAGGGAAGGACAGGCCAGUGCAUCCUGGGCUGUAGAGUCUUCUCAGUGUCUCUCCAGUAGUGCGUCUGAGCUUGUCCUGUGGGAGGCCUUCUCUUCAGUGGAGGGACCACGCCUUCAGGGACUUCCCUGUCAAGGAAAAUGUUGCCCAGCCUCUUCCUCAUUCUAGGGUUGGGGUGGCUGUCACUCUUGUAUUCUCUCUCUCGAGUGGGGCAUCGGAAAGGAAGCAGGUGUCCUGCUCAGAGUGCAUGCUGGGAGGAGCAUGGGGACAAACACUUGUGAGCAGAGCCCUCCUACCCAUGCUUGCCUGGGCCUUCGGGGCCACCUGGGAGUGAAGAGGGUGAGGGGAGGUGGAGGGAGGUGCGGGGCUCACUCCUGGUUGAGAAGGAAGAAGCUGUCUCAGGCCGCUGGUAUUCUGUGGGGGCAACUGAAGGAGGGUGUCCGUUCUUAAACCAUAUUGUUAGCUUUAUCUUCUUUUAGUUGAGGGGUUCACUAGAGAUUUCAUCAGUCUUCAAGUUCCCCUAGUGCCCUUGACAUCUAGAAGCAUUCUUUUUUGUUUGUUUGUUUUGUUUUUCGAGACAGAGUUUCUUUGUGUAACCCUGGCUGUCCUGGAACUCGGUUUGUAGACCAGGCUGGCCUUGAACUCACAGGUAUCCACCUACCUCUGCCUCCUGAGUGCUGAAAUUAAAGGCGUGCGCCACCACCGCCCGGCUCUAGCAGCAUUCUUUAGGAAUAGUUUUUGUUUUGUUGUUUGAACAGUUGCUAUCUACUCACAGACAAUCUCCCUGUACCCCAUGUUAUUCAUAGAGGGAGUCUGGCACAUAACCCAGCGAGAAUCCAUAUACUUUAGCAUCGUGCCAUCCCCUGACAUUCUUCGUGUGACCUCUUCCUCCAUCACCCUUUCUUCUGCUUGCUUCUUUCCCCGUCUGAUUGAACUCCCUGCUCAUGUGGCACCAGGUGCCAGGUGCCUUGAGGUCUAAGAAGGCAGGAAAACAACGGCUCUUGAGAAGCCUUUGUUUUUCCCACUGCAUUACCAGGCAGAGACCUCUAGAUCCCCAGGAGUGGAUGGAGGGCAGGGCCGUGGCUUCAGGACAUCAUCUCUGCCUUCUGCUUUUGGAAGGGAGGCCUGGUCCUCUCUCCUGACUUAGGAGAGCAGAAGAGCAGGCCCUCAUGUCUAUUAACUGUAAAUAGUGAAUUCCAAGCGGACAGGUGUCUUCUCAGGGAUUUAUACAUAAAUAUAGUUAGGGGAAAAGUUGAAGUGUAUUUUAAAUCUCUUUGAUGUUGAAGUCAAUUAGGACUUAACUGGACAGAAGUAUUUCCAGGAUAGUAUCAAAGCUGCAGGUUCUUUCUUUCUUUCUUUCUUUCUUUCUUUCUUUCUUUCUUUCUUUCUUUCUUUCUUUCUUUCUUUCUUUUCUGAGACAGGGUUUCUCUGUACUGGUUUGGAGGCUGUCCUGGAACUCGCUCUGUAGACCAGGCUGGCCUCGAACUCACAGAGAUCCGCCUGCCUCUGCCUCCCGAGUGCUGGGAUUAAAGGCAUGCGCCACCAACACCUGGCAAAGCUGCUGUUUCUAAGUGAGCUCUUGGGACUUGUCUCUCUGGAGAUUUUUGGGGACCAGGGCAGGGGGAAUGGCUGUGCAUAUGAAACCACAGCUGUGUCUCUCAGCUACUGCUUCUGGGUGUGGUCCUCGUGUUAACAGUUGGUUCUAGAUAGGCAGAGGUGACUGAUGCCACACCCUGGUCUUCUCUCCACAGUCAUUCCACAGAGCUCGUAGGGGAGGGUGAGGGAAACUGCACAUUUGGUCCCCAUGGCCUCCAUGGGCAGGAGGGACUUCGCAACUUCUUCAGCUUCUUCCAGGGACUUCACAACUUCUUCAGCCCCUUCCAGGCUCUUGGGCCACAGCUGAUCCUUAGAGAAAAGUCAGAAUGAUGAUGCAUUUCCAUCUCAGCUGUGGAUUCCCCUGACUACACAUCAGGAUGGGGAGGAUUCAUGGGGUGAGCCAGAAAGUGGGCUUUAGCGACUCAGAGAGGGUGUGCCCAGAGGCCUGUGCCCAUUCCUUCCCAGCUGGGACCAGGUUUCUAGAGUGGAGGUAAGGCUGUUAUAGAUAAGAUAGAGGCUUGUGCGGAGCGGGGCUGCUCCCGUCCCCAGGAGUCUGGAAGCAUCACCAGUUAUUCCCUAUGCUGCUGAGUGAUGGUGUCUCACUGCAAACUCCCUCUUCUUGUACAGUGAGGCCUUUUCUCUUCGUGUUUGGGAAGUUCCAGAAGGGUCCCCAUGAGUUCUCUAGUGCUGGAUUUGGUUUGUGCUGCUAGCCCUGCGCCCCUUCAAGCUGGGCAACAAUGUGGAGGGUUAUGGUUUCUAGAGAGUGAAGGAGGGAACCCUGACCAUGAUGGAUCCUGAAGAAACAACAAAGUCACAUUUAUCACAGGGAUGACUGGGCCUCUCAAAGUGACGGUAGCAUUAGCCACCAAGAAUGAAAAGUUGUUCAUGAUCACCCAUUGCCAGCUCUUUACAUCUAUGUGACUCGGGUCAGCCAUUUGUUCCCUUGUCCCUGAAUUCCCAGCUUAUUCCUUAACGUUUUAAAUAAGUGACUGAAGUUCCUCUGGAGGCUUUAUUUAAUUUAGGACUACCAUUUAAAGACUCAGCCAUGCUGUCGGGAUGCUGCCUGCCUUGGUCUGGCUGGUUUUCAGGUGUUGCUGUUGGAUGCCAUGGGCCACACAUGCAGUUUUCCAGCCCUUUCCCCUGCCCUGAAGUGAGAUGACAAUGAAAGGUGAAGCCCCUGUUGUGCAUUGGUAACCCUCAGCAGCAGCUUACAUUAGCAGGGACCGUGCGUGCUGUCCACUCAAAUACGCCAACCAAAGGGCCAGAGCUCUGCUUGUACUAGCUACAGCAGCUCACAGUGGCCCCCAGGGAGUGUCUGUGACCUGUUUUGAAGUGUGUACUCAGGCAGAUUGCAAGGCCUGGAGGUCUACCUGGAGUCCCCAAACAAUGUGAGACCUGACAUGGCUGAAGUUUGCAUACCCUAGGCUGUCCUAAUAGAAGAUGGUGCUGACUGAGAGCAAACAACGUAGCUGCCUCUGGUCCAGCUCUGGCUUUGAUGUGGGUCAGUUGUAUGAGGGACCCAGACCCAAGAGGACCCCCUGGAGAGCUCCCAGAGCUGCCCUCCUGCUUGGGGGGAGUAUGUUCUGUGGGACUUGACACAGACGAACACCCUAGAAGAGCGUGUUACUCGGGGGCAGCGUUAGGAUUUCCCAGUCUGCCUUGGUAUUAGAUCGGCUGACCAGUGCUGGUGUUGAAAACAUUGUCUUCGCUGUGAUGUGACUUCCGUCAUUUUAAAAGAAGAUGCAGAUGAGUGAGAACUGAAGCUAGCCAUCCGAGGUGGAGCAGUAGGCUCUGUUGACCUGACCCUUUGUAGAUUUGAGGAGUAGUGAUCAGGCGCCCAACUCACACCAGUCAGAAAGCUCUGGAAAUUGGUUCACAAUGGUGAACAGUGAGUACACUUGAUGGAGAGUGUGAGUGGGCACUGUGUGUCUAGAAGUUAUACCACUGUCCUCUCCACCCACAGCCUGGGGCCUGCUAUGGAGUUAGAACCCAGUAUUCCAUUCAAGUGAUGACAAAGUCUACUAUGACUGGAACUUCCUUGGUCCAAAUGAUAGUUCCAAAAGGCAAACAAGAAAAGACCUGUGCCUAGAAUUUGCCGGGUGUGUGAGACUCUGUGUUUUCCACCUCGGAGACUGACAGAUGAGGAAUAGAGCAGACUUCUGCAUUGCCAGAGUUUGGUUUCUGCCUUCCUGGUUUGGGCUGUUUUCUGAACGUGAAGUGAUUUCCUUCAUCAUUUUUAAAACUCCCCUUAGUUUCUGGAUGCUGUAAAGAUGUUGAAUAUGGAUAUAACUGUAAAUUACAGAGUGUUUUAUUUUGAGAUGAGAAUUUUACUAUAGUUUAUAUAGGAUAUUUUCCUAUUUAGACCUCAGGGCUACCUUGGGACCCACUAACAAGUGUGACUACCCCACCCCCAGUAUAAAGUUAUGUAACCUCUAAGUUAAAUGUGAUAUUAUUUAGUAGAAAGAAUGUUUCUCUCUUUUAACUUCUGGAAAAUUCUGUUUUAAAAGUAUAGAAACAAAGGACACUAGAAAAAAAUAAAAUGAUGGUAAAAGAAUCGAUCACAUGUAAAAUAAACAUUCUCAUGGUAUAAAAUUGUGAUAUUUGAAUAAAUUUAUGUGCAUAAAUUAUUUAAAAAUA